Messenger RNA from Phaethon lepturus (White-tailed tropicbird), 2020 nucleotides. RefSeq names its product ubiquilin 4 (gene UBQLN4). The annotation marks the transcript as partial. The transcript is spliced from 10 exons. The record is from RefSeq and is a predicted model, not a curated record. Gene Ontology annotation, molecular function: polyubiquitin modification-dependent protein binding. Lineage: Eukaryota; Metazoa; Chordata; Aves; Phaethontiformes; Phaethontidae. Gene Ontology annotation, cellular component: cytosol. Gene Ontology annotation, biological process: ubiquitin-dependent protein catabolic process.
UGGAUGUGAUAUCUGGAGUAUUAGCUUUAAAUUUCUGGUCUCGGUCCUUUGCCUGAAAAAUGCUUUGUUUGUUUUUCAGUUCAAAGAAGAGAUUUCCAGGCGGUUUAAAGCCAAACAGGAUCAGCUGGUUCUGAUCUUUGCUGGGAAGAUCCUGAAGGAUGGAGACACAUUGAAUCAACAUGGGAUCAAAGAUGGGCUGACUGUACACUUGGUCAUUAAGACUCCGCAAAAGGUCCAAGAUUCAACAUCUGCUUCUUCUGCCCCUAACGCUGCUUCUGCCCCCACUGCAACCCCUUCUUCUCCUGCUGCCUCAUCUCAGCCUUCCACAUCCAGCAGCGCCGUUUCUGACGCAGGGAGUGGCAGCAGACGGAGCAGUGGGUCAGGGACCAUGGGGGGUCCUGGAGACGGAGGCCCUAACAGUGCUACAUCCAUCCUGUCUGGCUUUGGCGGCAUCACUGGGCUGGGCAACCUUGGGAUGGGCUCUGCCAACUUCAUGGAGCUCCAGCAGCAGAUGCAGCGGCAGCUGAUGUCCAACCCAGAGAUGCUUUCUCAGAUCAUGGAGAAUCCCUUGGUGCAGAACAUGAUGUCUAACCCUGACCUCAUGAGACAGAUGAUCAUGGCCAAUCCCCAGAUGCAGCAGCUCAUGGAGCGAAAUCCAGAGAUAAGCCACAUGCUGAAUAACCCGGAGCUCAUGAGGCAGACAAUGGAAUUGGCUCGUAACCCUGCCAUGAUGCAGGAGAUGAUGCGGAAUCAGGACCGUGCUUUGAGUAACCUUGAGAGCAUUCCAGGAGGAUACAACGCCCUGCGUCGGAUGUACACGGACAUCCAGGAGCCCAUGUUUAGUGCAGCCAGGGAGCAGUUUGGCAACAAUCCUUUUUCUUCCUUGACGGGGAAUUCUGAUAGCUCAAGCUCUCAGCCUUUGCGGACCGAGAACAGAGAGCCGUUACCGAACCCCUGGAGCCCCACGCCCCCUGCUUCCCAGAGCCAGGCGCCCAGCAGUGAAGGGAGCACUGGCUCGGCAACCACCCAAAGCACACCGACUGUCUCCAACCCCUUUGGGCUGAAUGCUGCUAGCAUCGGGGCUGGCAUGUUUAAUAGCCCAGAGAUGCAAGGACUCCUGCAGCAGAUUUCUGAAAACCCUCAGCUGAUGCAGAACAUGAUCUCUGCCCCUUAUAUGCGGAGCAUGAUGCAAACUCUUGCCCAGAACCCGGACUUUGCAGCACAGAUCAUGGUAAAUGUCCCCCUCUUUGCUGGGAAUCCACAGCUUCAAGAACAGCUCCGCCUUCAGCUCCCUGUCUUCUUGCAGCAGAUGCAGAACCCAGACUCCCUCUCCAUUCUCACCAACCCCCGCGCCAUGCAGGCGCUCCUUCAGAUCCAGCAGGGACUCCAGACGCUGCAAACGGAGGCCCCAGGACUAGUGCCAAGCCUCGGCUCCUUCGGCAUGCCUCGAAUGCCCCCGUCCUCCACAGGAGGAAGCACAAUCCCGGAGAACCCCGUUCCCUCCGCUUCGACGCCGGCCAGUGCCUCUCCAGCUGGGGGUGGUAACCCCCAACAGCAGCUCAUGCAGCAGAUGAUCCAGCUGCUGGCCGGAGGAAGCUCUCAAGCGCAGAGUCCUGAAGUGCGAUUCCAACAGCAGCUGGAGCAGCUGAACGCCAUGGGCUUCAUUAAUCGUGAGGCCAACCUCCAGGCGCUUAUUGCCACUGGUGGAGACAUCAAUGCAGCUAUUGAGAGACUGCUGGGCUCCCAGCCUUCCUAAACUCUUGUCAUGCUGCCCCACAGACGUCAGCACAUGCAUCCAUACACAUGCACAGGGGGAUCUUUCAGGAAAGCCCACCAUCAUUUUCAUAUCUGACAGCUGUCCAUGUAUUUAAAACAAAAAGACACAGCUUAACCCCUGACCUUCCUACUAAGUUAAGAUUUCAUGUUGAAAUGCUCUUUAACUGGCUUGUAUGUGGAUUCCAGUUCUCAUCGUGGCCACAGAGACUUCAGAUGUGUAUUUUUUCCUAAAUAUGCCCUCUGU